AUGAAAAAAAUAUCAUAUAAUAAUAUAAUGGUAAGAGCUGCAUUUUUAAUAGUACUCGCUGUCGCGGCGUUGGCUGCUAAUCCUAAUUUACUACAGAGUAAGCAAGUAACAAAUCAGGCUUCAGUAAUUGCAAACGCUCUUAAUACUCCCCUCGUUAAAAAUACUACACCAGUAAAAGGCGGGUCACAAAGCUGCCAAGGUCCUGCUGGCCCUCAAGGCCCUCCUGGCCCACAAGGUCCACCAGGCCCUCCAGGCCCACAAGGUGAUCAAGGAUGCCCAGGACCACAAGGAGACCAAGGCGAUGAAGGAUGCCAAGGACCAAAAGGGCCUUGUGGACCUGCUGGCUGCCCAGGACCAAAAGGUCCUACUGGAUGUGUCGGAGAACAAGGACCUAAAGGAUGCACAGGACCAAGAGGCGAUAGAGGAUGCAAAGGAGUAGUUGUUAACGCAUGCGAAUUCUGUAAAUGGGAUGAAUAA
Molecule: messenger RNA, 477 nt
Organism: Blepharisma stoltei
Lineage: Eukaryota; Ciliophora; Heterotrichea; Heterotrichida; Blepharismidae
Source: the annotation of a GenBank genome assembly